AUGGCCGCUCUGUUGGCCUUUGCAGCGCUGCUGCCCACUGCUCUGGGCCAGGCCAACACCAGCUAUGUCAAUUACUCCAUUGAGGCCAAUCCGGACCUGUGGCCCCUCUGCGUGGCCACUCUGCCUCUGUCCUUUCCGGACUGCAGCCAAGGUCCUCUGAGCUCGCAGCUCGUGUGCGACACGUCGGCCACGCCUUAUGAACGGGCAGCCAACCUCAUCUCGCUGUUCACCCUCGAGGAGCUCAUUGCCAACACGGGCAACUCGGGCCUGGGGGUGUCUCGACUCGGCCUGCCUCCGUACCAGGUAUGGAGCGAAGCCCUGCAUGGCCUCGACCGAGCCAACUUCACCGAUGCAGGGGCCUACGAGUGGGCGACUUCAUUCCCCCAGCCCAUCCUGACCACCGCCGCCCUCAAUCGCACCCUCAUCCACCAGAUCGCCUCCAUCAUCUCGACGCAGGGACGUGCUUUCAACAACGCCGGCCGCUACGGGCUAGAUGUCUACGCCCCGAACAUCAAUGCCUUCCGUCAUCCAGUUUGGGGACGUGGUCAGGAGACUCCGGGAGAGGAUGUGACUCUGGCGGCUGCAUAUGCCUACGAGUACAUCACAGGCAUCCAGGGCGAUGGUUCCCAUCUCAAGCUGGCCGCCACCGCCAAACACUUUGCGGGCUAUGAUCUGGAGAACUGGCACAAUCAUUCACGGCUGGGCAACGAUGUUAUUAUCUCGCCUCAGGAUCUGUCGGAAUACUAUACUCCCCAGUUCCACGUUGCUGCCCGGGAUGCCCAUGUCCACAGCGUCAUGUGCUCUUACAACGCCGUCAAUGGCAUUCCCACCUGCGCCAGUCCGUAUCUCCUGCAGACUCUCCUCCGCGACACCUUUUCCUUUUUGCCUGAUGGCUAUGUGUCCAGUGACUGCGAUGCCGUCUACAAUAUCUACAACCCCCAUGCAUAUGCCUCGUCGGAAGCCCAAGCCGCCGCGGAUGCCCUCCGCGCAGGCACCGACAUUGACUGCGGCACCACCUACCAAUGGCACUUUAACGAGUCUGUGAUUGCUGGCGAAGUCGCUCGCACGGAUAUCGAACGUGGUCUGAUCCGGUUGUACACGACUCUUGUUCGUCUGGGGUACUUUGACUCCACCCCAUCCCCGUACCGCAAUCUCUCCUGGUCAGAUGUCGUCUCCACCGACGCAUGGAACGUCUCGUACGAGGCGGCUGUGCAGGGCAUUGUGCUGUUGAAGAAUACUCAAACCACUCUGCCCCUGACCUCCUCCCCAGCCAACACCAGCAUUGCCCUCAUCGGUCCCUGGGCCAACGCCACCACCCAACUCCAAGGCAACUACUACGGCACACCUCCCUACCUGAUCAGCCCCCUCGCUGCAUUCGAAUCCUCCGGCUACACCGUGCACUUUGCCCCGGGCACUGGCAUCUCCUCCAUCAACACCACCGGUUUCUCCGCCGCCCUGUCCGCAGCCCAGUCCUCGGACGUAAUCAUCUACGCCGGAGGCAUCGACAACACCAUCGAAGCCGAAGCCCUAGACCGCGAAUCCAUCGCCUGGCCAGGCAACCAACUCUCCCUCAUUCACGAACUAGCCACCUACGCCGGCAGCACCAACAAACCCCUCAUCGUGCUCCAAAUGGGCGGCGGACAAGUCGAUUCCUCGUCUCUCAAAUCCAACCCCAACGUCUCCGCCUUGAUCUGGGGUGGUUACCCAGGCCAAUCCGGCGGCGCGGCCCUCCGCGAUAUCCUCACCGGAGUACGUGCCCCAGCCGGCAGACUCGUCACGACGCAAUACCCAGCUUCAUACGCAGAAUCCUUUUCCGCACUAGACAUGAGUCUCCGUCCAGACAACAAGAGCGGGAAUCCCGGACAGACGUAUAAAUGGUACACCGGGGAGAGUGUGUAUGAGUUUGGUCACGGAUUGUUCUAUACCACUUUCGACGAACAACCCACCAACAACACUAGAGCACUAGUAUUCAACAUCCAAGAUAUCCUCUCGCAGCCCCAUCCCGGCGAAGCCGUGGAAACUAUCACCCAGAACGGACUGUUUAAUUUCACCGCCCAAAUCACCAACACGGGGACCGUGGAGAGUGAUUACACGGCCAUGGUAUUUGCCAAUACGAGUGAUGCGGGCCCGGCGCCGUAUCCGAAUAAAUGGGUGGUGGGGUGGGAGAGAUUGGCAAAAAUAGAGGCUGGGGAAAGCAGGGAGUUGAGGAUUGAAGUGCCCAUUGGGGGGUUGGCCAGGGUGGAUGUUAAUGGUGACUGGGUGGUGUAUCCGGGGAGUUAUGAAAUCGGGUUGAAUUUGGAGAGGAAGGUGGUGGUGAAGGUGGUGUUGGAGGGGGAGGAGAGUGUCGUGGUUAAGUGGCCCGAGGAGAGUUCUUGAUGUUGUUUAUUUCAUAGUUGUCUUGGAAGAUCAAGAAAGAUAAACAAACGUUGAGGUCUGGAAGUCGAGAGGAGAGGUUCAGGAAAGGCGGC
This is a messenger RNA of Aspergillus sclerotioniger CBS 115572, 2468 nucleotides long. RefSeq names its product beta-xylosidase XylA (gene xlnD). NCBI's taxonomy places the organism in Eukaryota, Fungi, Ascomycota, Eurotiomycetes, Eurotiales, Aspergillaceae. The record is from RefSeq and is a predicted model, not a curated record. The transcript has a single exon. The coding region runs from base 1 to 2376 and encodes 791 amino acids. Gene Ontology annotation, molecular function: xylan 1,4-beta-xylosidase activity; alpha-L-arabinofuranosidase activity. Gene Ontology annotation, biological process: arabinan catabolic process; xylan catabolic process. Gene Ontology annotation, cellular component: plant-type cell wall.